UUUCAAAAACGCUUCAGUCACUGUCAAGAGGAGAAGUUGAAGGAUUAUUGUAGAAAUUGCUCGGAGAUUUUCAGUUAAGUCAUGAGUGAACUUGGAGAGGAGAACUGGUGUAUUAUGGAGAUUGUGAUAAGAUACUACAACCAGUUAACUGUGUGUAUGGACAUCGUAUCCAGUCUCUCUGAUUGCUUUUACCCUAAUCGUGUUGUGGAGCAGGAGUUUGUGAAGAUACACCAGCAGUACUUCAGCCUUUGCAGCAAUGAAGAGGAUUUACUGGACGCCCCGGCUGGAGUCGUGCUUGUGUCCACUCUGCUGCCUAUCCUUCUCAUACCCUUCAUAGUGUACAUUGUGGUCUGGAAGAGUAGUUUAAGGGACUGAAUGCUUUUACAUUAUCCCAGAAAGUGAUAAAAACUCUUUACUCACCCUCAUGUCAUUCCAAACCUGUGUGACUUUCAUUCUUCUAAAGAAGAUAUUUUGGAGUUGUUGUUUUUCAGAGCAAUGAAAAUGAUUGGAAUGAACUUAGGGUAAGUAAAUGAAGACUCAGUUUUUAAAGUAAGAGCCAUCUUUAAAGUAAAGGUUGAAUGUAGUAUACAGUUUGUGUGGCUCACAAUGAUGUAAAUAAAAUACACACAGUGGGUGUGUGAUUUUUCUGCACACUAAGAGUAAAAGAGUUUGAUAUAAUGUAAGAUUUGUGAUCACGAUAUUAAUAUACUGUGACACUGAAUUAUUUUUAAUGAAAUACUGAAUGCAUGUAUUCUGCUGUACUUUAUUCUGUUGUUGAAUGUCAGUGUUUAAGUUUGAAACUUGUUCAACAAAUGUAUAUCUAAAAAUACAUUUAACAAAAUAUGAAGGGCUUGUUUUGAAUACAUUAAAUAAGGAUAUUCAUAAUGCAUGCAUAAUGCCUU
Molecule: messenger RNA, 902 nt
Organism: Carassius auratus (goldfish)
Lineage: Eukaryota; Metazoa; Chordata; Actinopteri; Cypriniformes; Cyprinidae
Product: receptor activity-modifying protein 2
Exons: 2
Coding region: 82-375 (97 amino acids)
Biological process (GO): regulation of G protein-coupled receptor signaling pathway; calcium ion transport; receptor internalization
Cellular component (GO): signaling receptor complex; cell surface; membrane
Molecular function (GO): coreceptor activity
Source: RefSeq, a predicted model, not a curated record